UACCCUAAGCCCUCUCUUAGUUUAAGACAUUGUCUUCACAUCCAAAACUCAAAUGCAAAUCUUUGUCUCCUUUCUUCCUUCAAAGUAUUUCAUUACAAAACUCUAGAUAUCUAAUCUUCUCUUGCCUCUCUUAAGGGUUUCCAUCUGGCUGAUGCUGACUAUCUUCAAACAAGUUCUGAACUUUUGAAGUUUAUUAAGAUCAAAGUCUUCUGCUUUUAAUUGAGUGGCUAGCCUCUUUGUCCCCAAACCAAGAAACAGUUUGCAACAAGAAGAAGAUUUUUUUUGUAGAAGACUCCAAUAAAAAUGGAAAUUGCAAGUCAAGAAGACCAUGAUAUGCCCAUCCCGUUGAACACUGCAUUUGUUGGUGGUGGUGGUGGUCAUGGUCACAUCAUUCAUCAUCAUCAUGACCAUCAUGCUGCUAAUUCUGCUCCUCCAACUCACAACAACAACAACAUUACCACUCAACCACCACAGAUGCCCUUACAUGGCAAUGGUCAUGGUAACAAUCAUGAUCAUCGUCAACAUCAAGAUCCCCAUCAUGUGAGUUACAACGCCAUCAUCAAGAAGCCUAUGAUAACGUAUAAAGAGUGUCUCAAGAAUCAUGCAGCAGCAAUGGGAGGCAAUGCUACUGAUGGGUGUGGAGAGUUUAUGCCCAGUGGUGAAGAUGGCUCCAUUGAAGCUCUCACUUGCUCAGCUUGCAACUGCCACAGAAACUUCCAUAGAAAAGAAGUCGAAGGUGAAACCACAGCCACCGCCAUUUCCUCUUACCACCAACCGCCUCCACCCCGGAAACUCAUGCUCAACCACCAUAAUAUCAGAUCAGCCAUGCCUCACCAGAUGGUCAUGCCGGUGGGAGUUUCUAACUACCGUUAUAUGCAUCAAUCGGAGUCUGAUGACUUCAUGGAGGAAGACGGCGUAACCACCGCGUCUAGACCCCCACCGUACAACCAGAAGAAGAGGUUUAGGACCAAGUUCACGCCGGAACAGAAAGAGAAGAUGCUGGGUUUUGCUGAGAGAGUUGGGUGGAAGUUACAAAGGCAAGAAGAUUCAGUUGUUCAGAGAUUCUGUGAAGAGAUUGGAGUGAAGAGAAGAGUCCUUAAGGUUUGGAUGCACAACAAUAAGCUCCACUUCUCCAAGAAGGACAAUAGCAACAACAUUAAUCUCGAAGACAACGACAACGAAAAGAUCAACAACGUUAACAAUGUUGAUCUGUCUGGUAAUAUCGACAUGACUAAGAUCGUCCCAUAAAUUACUAUUAGUUAAGUUGUUUUAUGAUUUGAUUAUGAUUAGUCGUCUCUUUAAUUUAGCUAUUAGGGUUUUAAUAUUAUGUUCUAGUUGGUGUGGUUGUAUUUAUAUAUAAACUUGCGUUUGCUAUCUGAUUAGUGAUAUGGAUUAUCAUAUAUCUUUU
Molecule: messenger RNA, 1408 nt
Organism: Raphanus sativus (radish)
Lineage: Eukaryota; Viridiplantae; Streptophyta; Magnoliopsida; Brassicales; Brassicaceae
Product: zinc-finger homeodomain protein 4
Exons: 2
Coding region: 304-1248 (314 amino acids)
Biological process (GO): regulation of developmental process; regulation of DNA-templated transcription
Cellular component (GO): nucleus
Molecular function (GO): DNA-binding transcription factor activity; transcription cis-regulatory region binding
Source: RefSeq, a predicted model, not a curated record